Zootoca vivipara (common lizard) is the source of this 1332-nucleotide messenger RNA. Its product is annotated as olfactory receptor 14A16-like. NCBI's taxonomy places the organism in Eukaryota, Metazoa, Chordata, Lepidosauria, Squamata, Lacertidae. Gene Ontology annotation, molecular function: olfactory receptor activity; G protein-coupled receptor activity. Gene Ontology annotation, biological process: G protein-coupled receptor signaling pathway. The record is from RefSeq and is a predicted model, not a curated record. Gene Ontology annotation, cellular component: membrane.
AUGAGAGAUCUCUUAAAGGGACAGGAACAACUUAGUUCACCGUUGACGAAUACAGUGGAUUAUGAUCAGGACCAAGACAACAUUUUUGAAAAGGAAAGGGCUCUCAAAAAUCAAGAAGAGGAUGAUGCUCAACAAAAGGUGGAAAAAGAAGAAGAUGAAUAUAAGAAAGAGGACUUAAACCUAUGCUUGUCUUCCUGUUUUCUUCUAGAAGCAGCAAUCAUUUUAAUGAUGAAUGCAAAGAUAGGCAAUGAAUCCUCUGUCUCUGAAUUUCUACUCCUGGAGUUUUCAGCUGUACGGGAACUGCAGAUUCUAUACUUCUCUCUGUUCCUGUUAUUGUACCUGGCAACUGUAUUUGGGAAUCUUCUCAUCAUCUCUGCUGUAGCUUUUGACCACCACCUUCACACUCCCAUGUACUUCUUUCUGAUGAACCUGGCCAUACAGGACAUAGGGGCUGUUUCAGUCACCAUCCCCAAAUCUAUGGCCAAUUCUCUCAUGAAUAUCAGACACAUAUCUUAUGCUGGAUGUGUUGCUCAAGUGCUUUCGUUAUUUUUCUUUUUAUCAUCUGAUGUCGCCCUUCUUACAGUCAUGGCAUACGAUCGCCAUGUUGCAAUUUGCAAUCCCUUACAAUAUGAAAUGGUGAUGAACAGGGCAGCCUGCAAACAAAUGGUUGGUGGUGUGUGGGUUGCUGGCCUUCUCAAUGCUGUCAUGCACACUAGUGCAACUUUUGCAACCCCUUUCUGUUCAAACAUUGUCAAUCAGUUUUUCUGUGAGAUCCCACAGUUACUUACACUUGCCUGCUCUAAUCUCUACCUAGUAGAAAUUGGAGUCUUGUUGCUGAGCAUAGCAUUUGCGUUUGGAUGUUUUGUCUUCAUUGUUGUCACUUAUGUGCACAUUUUUACUGCAGUUCUGAAACUCCCUUCUGUACAGGGAAGGAAAAAGGCCUUCUCCACUUGCAUACCCCACCUUGUUGUCUUCUCUGUGUUUUGUUUCACACCAUCUUUUGCGUACCUUAGGCUUCCCUCUAAAACUCCAUCUGACCUGGACUUUGCAUUAACUGUGAUGUAUACCAUUGUCCCACCCUUGUUCAAUCCAAUAAUUUACAGCAUGAGAAAUAAGGAGAUAAAAAAUGCUUUAUCAAAGCUGUUGGGUUUGAGGCAAUCUUCUCUGAAAAGGUGGAAGUUUACAUACUUUGAUGGAUUUGUGUUGGACUCCUGGGACCAAGGCUUAACAAACACCGCUGCUGCUUUUUGUGGGACUCCUGAGUCCAAGGAACAAAGGAACACAAUUGCUGAUUUGUUUGAGGCUCUUGAGACCAAACUCCCAGGAACAUAA